Molecule: messenger RNA, 1703 nt
Organism: Polypterus senegalus (gray bichir)
Lineage: Eukaryota; Metazoa; Chordata; Cladistia; Polypteriformes; Polypteridae
Gene: trnt1
Product: tRNA nucleotidyl transferase, CCA-adding, 1
Exons: 8
Coding region: 98-1393 (431 amino acids)
Biological process (GO): RNA processing
Molecular function (GO): nucleotidyltransferase activity; RNA binding
Source: RefSeq, a predicted model, not a curated record
GGCCUCAUGUAUUUGUGACACUGUUGUAAGCCACGAGACAGGAGGAAGAGCUGAAUGGCUGUGUUUUCGGGGUCGUGUCGACUGGUGUGUGAUAUCUAUGUUUAGACGGGCAUUUUUGAGCUCGGGUGUUGUAAGUAGAGUGUGCCUCUUGUGGAGAACGAGGAGCCUUUUCACGAUGCAGUUGAAGAACAAAGAAUUUCAGGCACUAUUUACCGAUGGCCUGAAGAGAAUAGCAGAGUUGUUCAAGGAGAACAAUUUUGAAUUACGAAUUGCUGGUGGUGCUGUGAGAGAUCUCUUAAAUGGAAAACAACCCCAGGAUGUGGAUUUUGCUACAACGGCUACACCUGACCAAAUGAAAAACUUGUUCCAAGCAGCUGGUAUUCGUAUGAUCAACAAUAAAGGGGAAAAGCAUGGAACGAUCACCGCGAGGCUUCAUGAACAGAAUUUUGAAGUGACGACUUUACGAAUUGAUGUGCUAACUGAUGGCAGGCAUGCGGAGGUGGAGUUCACAACUGAUUGGGAAAAAGAUGCUGAGCGCCGAGACCUUACCAUCAACUCAAUGUUUUUGGGGUUGGAUGGCACGUUAUAUGAUUACUAUGAUGGGUAUGAAGACCUUAAAAAUCGAAAGGUUAGAUUUGUUGGGAAUGCAGCCCAGCGGAUUCAGGAAGAUUAUUUAAGAAUUCUUAGGUAUUUCAGGUUUUAUGGGAGAGUAGCUAAAGAACCAGAGAAUCAUGAACCAGAGACGCUAAAAGCAAUCAAAGACAAUGCAAAGGGACUUGGUGCUAUUUCAGGAGAGAGGAUAUGGGUGGAACUGAAGAAGAUUCUGACUGGAAGUCAUGCUGCUCACCUUGUCACCCUCAUGUACGAUCUUAAUGUGGCAUCAUAUAUAGGCUUGCCCAUCAACGGAAAUUUAGAAGAACUGAAACGCGUGUGGAUGAACGCACAGCACUUGUCUGCAAAGCCUGUGACGAUCCUCUCUGCUCUGUUUCGAGGACAGGACGAUGUGAACACGUUAGAUCUUAGACUAAAGAUUUCUAAAGAGGAGAAGAACCUGGGCUUGUUCCUGGUGAAAUACCGACGAGACUUGGUGAAGGACACAAACGAGACCGACUGCCUGAAACCCUACAGAGAUUUUGUGAUCGAUUCCAGGGAACCAGACUCCUUGAUCAGAGUCUGUGAGCUCCUCAGGUAUCAAGGCGAAGAGCAGCUGUUGGCGCAGAUGGAGACCUGGUCCAUUCCUCGCUUUCCAGUCAGUGGUCAUGACCUCAGGAAAAUUGGAAUAGUGUCUGGGAAGGAGAUUGGAACAAUCCUUCAGACACUCAGGGAUCUGUGGAAGAAGAGCAGCUACUCGAUGGACAAGGAAGAGCUUCUCAGUCUCGUAAAAAGAGAUUAGGAAACGUUAAAAAAAAUUGAGUUAAAUAUGGACGUGAAAAGGCGGCCCGGUGGAUGCCGGCUGUGGCCACGUGUUGAGUUUCAACAGUUGCCAGCCCUCGCAGUACAGUGAAGCACUGAGACGCAGUGGAGGAGCAUUGUAAAUUGUGUAAAGAAAUAUAAAUAUGUGAAUGAAGGUAAAAUUCACGUAAGGGCUCAGCUGACCCCCCUCAACCCGCUAUAUCCCUCCCAUGUAAUGUAUAUUCAGCAUGGUUUUCUGACCAGACAUCAUUAAAAACACAAAAUGAUCCUCUUCACCCAUUUUUGCUGAA